Molecule: messenger RNA, 6901 nt
Organism: Platichthys flesus (European flounder)
Lineage: Eukaryota; Metazoa; Chordata; Actinopteri; Pleuronectiformes; Pleuronectidae
Exons: 6
Coding region: 98-2515 (805 amino acids)
Source: RefSeq, a predicted model, not a curated record
AGGAGGAGAGGAGGAGGAAGAGACGAGCUGCUGUGGGAAUCAGCAGCAUCGUUGAUUUUCACAGGAGCCAAGGCAACUCUCCUCUGUUGCCGUGACGAUGGGCUGCUGGCUCUCCGGACCAUGGAUGGGCGAUCAAACGAUGAGUGGGCGGAGUCUAGCAAACCUGAGCCAGCGGGAUGCUCUGCGAAUCCUGGCGGCCAGUCAGCAUCCAAUCACCAUGCAGAUCAAGGGUCAGAGGGGGUGUGGCGCUGAGGCAGACAGGGGAGCGUGGGAGCCCCUCCCCCUCAAUCUGCAGCACCUCAACCUGCCCCUCCCAGUGAUGGGGGCGGGACUUAACGCAUCAAGCCCCUCCUACCAGGACAGACAUUACUACAGCCACCUGUCUCUGCCACAAGAUCACUGCGAUAGAGGACGGUACAGCUACCUGUCCAGCUCCCCUGGGGACACUGUGGACAUCGGCCACCAGGAUCCAGAACUGAGCAGCCGUCGACCGAAGGAGCAGAACUGUCUGAUGAGAUGUUGCAAUUCCAACCUGGAAGAACAGAAUCGCUGCCACAGUCAGACUGAUGAUGAAGACUUCAUGCUGGAGAAGCAAAUGGGCUUCCUGCCUCUCCACCAUGAGCUGGACAGUGGGCUGGGUUGGACUGAUGGCUCCCUCCACCAGGGGGACCUCUCGGGGCUGGAGACUGAGGAGGGAGGCCUGGAGGACUGUCAUUCGCAUGGGGUCCUUGCCCCAGGCAGUUGUGGGGGCUUCGGGGGCGGUGGCUCUCCCUCAUCUGAGUCCUUUAUCUCCUCAGAGCUCAGCGACUCUGGCUUCUACAGUGUUAGCACCGGUGAAUUCAGGCACUUCCAGAGGCUUUUGGAGAAGCGUAUGCGGCUGUACAAUGCCAGGCUGCAGCAUCAGGGCGAACCCUGUGAGAGGCGGGAGCGGCGUGACAGCUGCCCCAAGAGCCACCGUGAGCUGCUGGAGGCCAUUCCUGAGGCGCUGACCAUGCAGCCACAGAGUCAGCACCUGCAGGUCGGGAUGGAGGAAGCUGGCUCCGUCAUGGACGUCCCACCCCGCGGACUUUUCAGGGUGUCAUCGGUCCAGUUCCAUAAGGCCGAUCGACCCUGUCUGAACCGGCACAGCUCCAGCAGUGGAGCCCUCUUCAAUCCUUCUCAUGCUCACGCUGCAGUCUCACGAAUGACUGCUCCGAUCCUGUCCACCUGCAGCACCCCCACCAGCCACAGGAGAUCACUGGUACCCAUACAGCAGCACCAUCAAGGCUCCAGCUCAGUGGGGAUGCUGAGGAGAAGCCGAACGCUGCACCAUCGUCCUCCCCCACCCGAGUAUCGACGCAGGGCCAGUCACCCAGCAUCCCCUUCCUACUGCGCAGCGACCCUGCAUCACUGCGGAGGUGUCACGCCACAACACGUCCUGCCACCAGGUCUGCCAGAGGAAGGUGAGCUGGAGGCCGGGGUAAUGUCUUCCCACCCAGCGGCCCUGGCCAUCUCACCCCAGCAACAUUCCACCGCUCUGGGGCACAUGAGGCCUGCGGAAGCCCACGAGCGAUGCUACGACAACAGCAACCAGAUCUCUCACCAUGACUGGUGCUACUCACAAGAAAGAGCCAUGAUGCCUCAGACAAUGCUGACAGAAAGGGACAGAGAGAUCGAGAGGGAACUAGAACAACAAAGGCAACUGCAGAAGGAGUUGGAGCUAAAGAGGGAGAGGGAGGCACAGAUUCAGGAGGAGAUGGACAGAGAGAGGCAGCAGGAGCUGGAGAGGAGCCGAGCCAGGGAGCAGCAGCACCUCCAGAACCUGGUUCACCCUUCACAGGCUGGAGACGUCAACGACACCUGGCCAAAACCAGCCAGUCGACAGUCCCAAGGUUGCGGAGGAGGCAGAGGGCCUUACAGCACCCUGGAGGGCUACAUCGGCCCUGGUGCUGGUGCUGCUGCUGGAUGGGAGGCAAAGAAAGGAAACAUCAAUGCGACGUCAAGCCCUAAUCCCAGUUGUGGUCCAAAAUUUACCCCAAGCUCCAAACCCACCCUGAACUCUCGGAUGGCCAGGAACCAGCUCCUGAGGGACCGGGCAUCUCAGCUGGCGGAUGAACGCAGCGGGAUGAGCACUGAUGAGGAGACCAACACUGACAUCCUGAUGGGUCGUUACUGGAGUCGAACAGAGAGGAGGGAACACUUCCUGUUGGCUCGUGAGCAGAGGCAGCAGCAGCAGCUGCAGGCCAGAGGAAUGGCUAUACGAGAAGCUGUCGGCAGAGGAGGAGCCAUCACAGGUGGAGGAGGAGCCACUUUCAGUGAUGCAGGAAUGCUGGACAGCAGAGGAGUUGGACCUUUUGCAGAAGGACGGUGCAACACCGUCCUGGAGCUGAGUCAGAAGAAACUGAGUCGUUUGAGGAACAGGAAGCUGCUGGAUGACUGGACGACAGUAGAGGAGCUGCUGUCUCAUGGGAACAGGUUGGACAGCUAUGGGAACAUGUUGUGUCCCAGCUCCCUGCUGACGGUCACCACUGUCUAACUGCAUGGACACCACAUCUAACUGUAACUCUGUGUGCGAGUGUGUGUGGGAUAAGAUAUAAAUCAGGCAUUUUUAUAAAUCUACUUGUUCUGUCUUUUCCUGAGUGAGAAGGGAAGAUUGUUGUCAGCUUCAUCUCAAGGACAUUAGCCUUGCUUAGCACUAAUUCAGGAAGCAGAGGGAAAUUGCCAGCCUCAUGCCAUCUAAAAGAAAAGCUUACCCCUCCUCCAGCCACCAGGGGGGGCUAGACAAUAAGAAUUAAUUAUCUGUUGCUCUCAUUUGAUGAAGGAUUUGGAAUUACCUUGAUAAGUAACAAAAUAUAACAUCAGUUUUUGAGUUAAGGUGUGGAGCUGGACUAGCACUGUCAUUUUACUAAGCUAUGCAGAAUGUGCUGGAUUGUGUUCAAGGACAUCUAGAUGAAAUCCCACAAAAAAAUCUGUCAAGUUAACUUGGUUGUUUUCUCUCAUUUGGACUAAUUUGUUAAUAUUAGAUCAAAUAUAAAUCACUGUAUCAGCAAAGCCACCAGGGUCUGGAUGAUGUAAAUUUGUUCAUCAAGUCGACUCAACCCUAACACAUACUUUGUACAUGCUAAGCGAUGUGUGGAUGUCAUAUGUUAUUUAUGACCGCACAAACUGCAUGAGCCUGCAGCACAGGGUGGACUGACCCGCUGUGUCCUUGUAUUGUCGGGAUUUCAGUCACGAGCGGAAACAAGGUCCUCGUCAUUCCUGAAUCUCGAAGCUCAAAGAUGAAGCUGAGACUCAUCUUCUCUCCAAACUCAGUGGAAGACGGAGAACGAGGGGUUUUAUGGAAAUGCUGGACUGUUCCUUUAAUGAAUGUGUGCGUGGGAGAGGGAACCUCACUGUCAUCGCUGUACAUCACCUCGACCGAUAGCUUUUUUUUGUGCGAGCGUGUGUCACCAUUGUACAGCACUCCGGACAAAAUGUGUUUGUCAGUGCAUGACGCCUGUAAUGACAGACAACAGAACAAGGUCAGCUGAGUGUGUUUGCAUCACGUGUUUCAUGCAGGAUCUUUGUUUGUCUCACAGUAUCUUUGACAAAAAUGACCAGAACCUUGGGUUUGGACUUAAAUCCUCAAGCAGAUCUUGAUGUUUUGGGGAGCAAUACCGUUCUGCGUGCUGAAUACCUGGUUGUGCACUAACGAUAGAUCACAUACAACUACUUUUUGCGUCAGGGCCACAGAACACAUCAACUGUAGCGGUGCAGACAGUGACGGCUGAGAGUGGAUACCAAAUCCUGGAUCGUCUUUUUUUAUAGAAACUCUGUUUACAAGUAAGAAUAAUAAUCGGUGGGAGCUUUUGUAACUCAAUGAUCAAGACACAAUCUGAUUCACUUGCUUGUGCAGCACUAGUUGAACCUGGGAUGAUCACAGAUGGGGAACAAUGCACCACAGAGGAUUUCGAUCACAGCUUCUCUCUGCUGCACAAAUUAAGGCUGCAUUCACGUUUCAGUCCUGCACAAACAUGCAGCUGAGUGGAACAACAUGUUUACGUCAAAGUGUAACUCUGAGGUGGAGGUUUGAGGAACGUCUGACAGGUCACGUGUUCAGUAACAUCCGGCAUGUUUAAAACAAGUACUGUCAAAAUACAACAGCAGCAAAGAUGGAAAAGAAAAUUACACAUUUUCUUCUCCAGAAAAUGUGAAUUAAUAUCAAAAAACUUAAUAUCAUGUUAUUUCUGAUAUUACUCAACUAAACGUGCAAUUUUAAGUUAAGUGAUCAGACUAUAGUAGAUGGAUUGGAGGUGGCUAUCAGGAGUUAGCACCAAUCACUGCAACUCACGGUCUGAAAGCCCCCCCCCCCCCCCCAGAGUUUGUUUGAUAACGAGAAGUUUUACCACAUUCUUACUGUUCUGCUUGAAUGCAGCAGAGACAGUGUGGCUGGUGUUCUCGGCUCAUGGCUCCUCGUUCCUGCAGGUGUCUUUACUGUUGUCAGGAUGUUUACAGAUCUACCUACACCAGGUAACAGCUUAUGCACAUUCACUGAAAUCUGCAAUCGACUGCAUGCAGAUGAUUUUAAAGACGAGAACACACACCUCAAGUCGUGAGGUUGUCCGGACUAUAGAGCAGCGUGGUUGCUGUCAGGACACACAAAGCUCAAGUCAGCGUUGUUGACAUUCCACUACACAAGAGGGAACAACGUAAAUCUGAAAUCGACUGAUUCCAGGUCUGCCGUUUGGGAAAAUGUGCAAUAUUACCUCAAGCUAGUUUUAAUAUGACAAUGAUGAUGUUGUGUGCGCUCUCUGACAGGUCUCCAUUGAAUGCAGUGACGGAUGCACAAAAGGGGUGAAUUACGACAAGUGCACAGUAAUCCUAUAAUCUAAAAUGGAAAGAGCAAAGGUUGUGUUGAUGUUCAUAUUAUUUCUCUGCAUUUUUUUCCAUGAGAGGGACCUAAGAAAACAACUUUUGCACAUAGUUUUUUUAUAUUUAAAAGUUCUCCCUACCUUUCUCUACCAGGGACCUAGGCCAGUGGAACGACUGUAGAUAGAAUGACAGUGUGUGUUGAUGUUUUCUUUAUAAACUAUCAUAGUGAUUUAUGGAGGAAAAAAUACAGUUUAUUGUCAUUGUGUUGGACAUAUUUCAAUAUUUUCCUUGUGAUGGUUAUAAAAACAACAAAAAACCGUUUUUAUGAUCUUUAAAAUCGAAUUCAUUUAAUUUAAAAAGCUGGUAAAACUUUGAUUUGCCUUUUUUCAAAGAGUGAACACAAAUUGUGAAUAUUAUUAUUAUUGUCUCUUUAAAUGGAUAAAUUGAAUUUUACUGUUGUUUUGUGUCAUUAUGACAUGUACAUAUUGAUUUUGUGCAAAGGUGCGGAUGAGGACCAGGUUAGUAACAGGACACGCUGACGUCAUUAGACGUCUCCAGUGGUUUGAUCGUGUGAUUCUGUCGGAUUGUAGCUGUGUUACGGAGGCUGUACAUACAGCACGGAGAUUAACAUUGUAGUAUUAGUACAUAUUAGUUUAAAACUCACAAUAUUGUCAACAUUCAUAGAAAGUGGUUCAGUUUGUUCUGAAUGUUACAUGUGACAUCCAUAAAUUAUGAGUAGAAUCACUGACACUAAUUCUUAAGGAAACGUUAGGAUAUUUUCUGUCUUCUCCAGAGUCAAAUGUAUUUGAUGGAUAUGAGUUUUAUUUCCCAGUGUCCAGUACAAACACCAUUCAAGGAAAUAAGCCUUGUAAAGCAUAACUACUGGAAGCCAAAGAAAACACACACGUGACAAGUGUGGCUCAAAACACACUUUUCAACAACUACAAUGUGUAAAGCACAGGUGAAAAUCAAACAGGUAGAAAGUAGCUGCUCUAUGCUAACUCAAAAUGUCUGCUGUGAUAUGAAAUAACAGAAAGUUAAAGUUAAGCCAGGGGACAAUGCGAUACGAUAUGAUACAAAAUGAUACAAUAUGAUACAAAAUGAUACAAAAUGAUACAAUAUGAUACAAAAUGAUACAAAAUGAUACAAUAUGAAACAAUAUGAUACAAAAUGAUACAAUAUGAUACAAAAUGAUACAAAAUGAUACAAUAUGAUACAAUACGAUACAAAAUGAUACAGUACAAUAUGUAAUGGUGUGAUACAUCUCAUUCAUGCGCCCGACUACAUUUCUGUGAACAGUUUUCCCACCAUCUUCCCAUCUGUAACCAGGGAAACAGCACACACGCACAAACCAGUGAUGUGGGCGUGAUUCAGAGCUGGGAGUAGGGACGUCCUGGUUACCAGGCGUGAGCAGUGGGUUUGUUUAAAUCUGACAGAGCCGGAGUUUCUGAAAGGUGGAUUCUUCCCCCAGAGGCUCACAGGGUCUCUUUGUGCUUCCUAAUUCUGCUCAGCUAAGCACGUCCUGCACCCGUCACCGUGCUGGACAGAUGCAAGGGGACGUCCAUCUUGUCCUCUGACUCUGGAGAAGAUGGAGAGCGUAAAAAAUUUACAGACAUUUCACAGUGUUUUUUUUUUAUCUUUAACACAUUUUAAACCCUGAUGAAAAAUAGAGAGGUGCUGUAGGUUUGAUUCCACACCCCCCCCCCCCCCACACUCCCACUCUGUCUCAGCUGUGACUCAAACAGUCUGAAUAAUGGAUGACGAAAAGAGAAUAUUUUUCUUCUCACCCCCCCGCCCCUUCACUCUCUCUCUGCUUACGUUACACAAGAGCACAGAGAGCUGAAAAUAGCGCUGCUGUCCUCAUGUGAUGUGAAAUUAAAAGCACACUGGAGCGGAGACGCUUGCUGCCCGGAGAACGCAACACUUGUUUCCCUCCAUCUGACAAUCCCUCCAUCCGGCCUGCAACCCCUCCCCCAUCCGUCCGUGCGAGGGUACUUUUCACCACAGCAAGCUUUUUUGGAAUAUGAUGAUGUACAUGUGAUUGUAAUAAAGAGAUUUUAAUUAGCUAUGA